CCAGCUUUAGUCUUGAAGCUCAAGCCAAGAAGUUCUUGUUUCUACAUACGAAUAACGACUACACCGGACUGCACUACCGGAAAUCUACACUUAACGAACGACUUAUACGAACGACUUAGACGCGAGACACACACACACAGGCCCAGUACCUCCACAUCACAACACAUUAUGGCGGAUCUCAAGUCCUCGGACUCGGCCCCGAGAGAUGUGGACGUUGAGAAAGGAAUCAGUCCCAACGCCUCGGAUCUCGAAGGCGCUACCAUCAGACCCGAGUCUCGCCAGGAGUCAGCAGAAAACACACAGGAUGCCGACAAGGAGACAGAUCAAGACCCGAAAGUCGUGGAUUGGGAUGGACCCGACGAUCCUGAAAACCCUCAAAACUGGCCCAUGAAGAAGAAGUGGUUUAACAUUGCUACCAUCUCGAUGUUGACAUUUGUCACACCACUUGGAUCCUCAAUGUUCGCCCCCGGCAUUCCCAAGAUCAUGGUCGAAUUCGGCGAAACCUCAGCCACGGUAGCGACGUUCGUCGUCUCAGUUUACAUUCUCGGCUUUGCCUUCGGUCCUCUCAUCAUUGCCCCUAUGAGUGAGGUCUUUGGUCGCGCGCGGCUUUACAUCUGUGGCAACAUUCUCUUCACCAUCUUUACCGUUGGUACGGCUCUGUCACAAAACAUGGCCAUGAUGAUGGCAUUCCGUUUCCUCAUGGGUCUGGCUGGUGCCGUGCCAGUCACUAUUGGCAGUGGCAGUAUUGCGGAUAUUAUGCCAAUCGAGCAGAGAGGUCGUGCCAUGUCUGCCUGGGCUUUGGGACCCCUCCUCGGCCCGUGUAUUGGUCCCGUUGCCGGAGGCUACUUGAUCAAGGCUGCCGGUUGGAGAUGGGUGUACUGGCUUGUGACUAUUGUAGGCGGUAUUUUCAUUCCUCUCUCGUGGUUCAUGAUGAGAGAGACUUUCGCUCCUCUCAUUCUCGAACGCAAGGUAGCCAGGCUUCGCAAGGAAACCGGCAACAUGAACCUCAGAAGCAAGCUCGACGAUGGACAAACCACGAAGAAAAAGUUCCAGCACGCCAUCAUCCGACCUGUAAAGCUCCUUUUCGUCACGCCGAUCGUUACUCUCAUGGCUCUUUACGUCGCCAUCACAUACGGUAUCCUGUACUUGCUCAUCACGACCUUCUCUUUCGUCUACAGAGACCAAUACGGCUUCGACGAGGGAACAAUCGGUCUCACUUUCCUUCCCGCUGGCAUUGGUAUGAUGAUUGGUGUCGGCGUCUUUGGCGCGCUCACCGACUUCAUCGUCAUCAGGAACAAGAAGAAGGGACUCGUCCACAGGCCCGAGGCUCGUCUUACCCCGGUACUUACCAUGCCCUGCGGUGUGGUUCUCCCCAUCGGUCUCUUCAUCUACGGGUGGACCACUGAAAAGGGGGUUCACUUCAUCGUUCCCAUGCUUGGAGUUGUCAUCUUCGCCACUGGGCUCAUGGGUGUCAUGAUGUGCAUUCAGAAUUACCUUCUCGAUACCUAUCCACGAUACGCAGCUUCCGUCACUGCCGCGCUAGCUGUUCUUCGAUCUUUGGCCGGCGCCCUCCUUCCUCUUGGAGGCUUGGAAAUGUACAACGCCCUCGGACUCGGAUGGGGUAACAGUUUGCUGGGAAUGGACAAGGGAAUUGUGUGGAAAUGCAUGCUACCAAAAUCACCACUGAGAUUGCUGGUGCCGUUUUUCCGAGGCUGA
Messenger RNA from Colletotrichum phormii, 1716 nucleotides. RefSeq names its product major facilitator superfamily transporter. The transcript is spliced from 6 exons. Gene Ontology annotation, biological process: transmembrane transport. Gene Ontology annotation, molecular function: transmembrane transporter activity. Lineage: Eukaryota; Fungi; Ascomycota; Sordariomycetes; Glomerellales; Glomerellaceae. The coding region runs from base 169 to 1716 and encodes 515 amino acids. Gene Ontology annotation, cellular component: plasma membrane. The record is from RefSeq and is a predicted model, not a curated record.